This is a messenger RNA of Salmo salar (Atlantic salmon), 2841 nucleotides long. RefSeq names its product MAGUK p55 scaffold protein 4b (gene mpp4b). Gene Ontology annotation, molecular function: protein binding. The record is from RefSeq and is a predicted model, not a curated record. NCBI's taxonomy places the organism in Eukaryota, Metazoa, Chordata, Actinopteri, Salmoniformes, Salmonidae.
AGAGGAUUAUACUCUCCUCUUCUUUCUUUCCAGUUCGCUCCAUAGUAAAAGCACAGACCUGUUACCAGCGAAUCCCCUGGGGACUCUCACUCUGCUGCAAAAAUUGGUAAACUGUAUUACACAGAUGACAAAUCCUCCUCUGGAGCUAAGUAUUAAGGGUUGAGGAAGCGGGUCAAAGGGACUGGAAGAAAAGAGACCACAGAGGUUUGGGUUGGGGCGAAUUUCCAGCAGUCAGUGCUGGGUGAUCACCAUGAGGCAGGCUGUGGAAGCCGAGGUGGCGAUGUCGUCCCCUAGACUGAGUGACCAUGGCCUAAGGCAGAUCCUGUCUGACGUGGUAGAGGAGGUGAAACAUUCCAUCAAUAAGGAAAUCAACGGGGCAGAGCUCCUAUACAGCCUCCUCAACGCCCCCUGGCUCAAGUCUCUGCUCAAAGUGUAUGAGCGUCUGCGGCAGCACCAGAGAGAGCCUCCUGCUCCUUUCCUACCAUACACAACACAGCUCAUCCAACAGAUUCUGACGGACAUGAGAACAGUUCCAAACACUUCUGCUGAGGCCAGGGAGCUUUACAGUCUCCUCAGGGGACCACACCUCCAGGCUCUGAUAUCAGCCCAUGAUACGGUGGCCCAGAAGGAUUAUGAGCCUGUGCUGCCUCCUAUCCCUGACAACCUCCCUGACGAUGAGGAGGCCAUGAGGAUAGUCUGUCUGGUGAAGAACAAGCAGCAGCUGGGAGCCACGAUAAAGCGAAAUGGGAUAACAGGGGAGAUCUUUGUGGCACGGGUGAUCCAUGGAGGACUGGCAGACCGCAGCGGUCUGCUGCAUGCAGGGGACAGGAUCACUGAGGUGAAUGGUUACUCUGUAGAUGGCCUGGAGCCUGAGCAGGUCAUUGAGAGACUGGCCCGGUCUCAAGGCACCCUCAUGUUCAAAGUGGUUCCCAUCACAGACAGACCAGUCAACAACCAGACGAUACUGUAUGUGCGUGCCAUGGCAGACUACAGUCCCCAGCAGGACCCGGCCAUCCCCUGCGCCGAGGCAGGUAUGGACUUCAGGAAGGGAGACCUGCUGGAGAUCGUGGACCAGUCAGACACCCUCUGGUGGCAGGCCAAGAAACUACCCAGCACCUCGGCCUGUGCUGGCCUUAUCCCCUCCACCAACCUGCUCAGGAGGAAACAGAAAGAGUUCUGGUGGUCUCAGCCCUACCAGCCUCACACCUGCAUCAAACCCUGUGAGUAGAGUACAGUCUCUCUUGCUCUUUCAGAGGAAGACCUGAUUGAUGAAAAGUGUGUUGAAGCUGAUGAGGAAGCUUUUGAAUCUGAGGAGCUAAGAGAAGAGGAGGAUGAGUUCAGCACUAACAUCGAGGGGAUCUAUCUAACUGGGUUCAGACGUAGCCUGCGUCUGUGUCGGCGGCAGUCCCUAAGCACAGGCUCCAGUCAGCAGUCCUUCCACACACGCUGUUCCGGCAGCGGCUACGGUGCCCUCAACAACCCAUACGAAGAGGUGGUACGAUACCAGCGCAACCCGCAGGACAAACACCGCCUGGUCGCCCUCGUGGGUCCCUCCGGCGUUGGAGUGAACGAACUUCGCAGACGGUUAAUCGAAAUCAACCCAGUGACCUUUCAAGGGGCAGUGCCUCACACGACACGAGCCGCUAGGAGCUAUGAGGAGUCUGGUAAAGAGUAUCACUUCAUCAACAGGGAACUGUUUGAGAACAUGGUUUACAGCAACAGGUUUCUGGAAUACGGUGCGUACAAAGGUCAUUUCUACGGCACUAGUCUUGAUGCUGUGAAGGAUGUUUUGAACAGUGGAAGGAUCUGUGUCAUCGACAUCGAGCCUCAUGCCAUCCAGUCAGUGAGGACACAUGAGCUCAAGGCCUACAUCAUCUAUGUGAAGCCGCCCACCGCAGAACGCAUGAAGGAGACCAGAAAGGACGCUCAGAUCACCACCAAUUACUAUGUCAACAGACCUUUCAAAGAGGAAGACUUCCAGGAGAUGGAGGAGGCAGCCAGAAAGAUGGAGUCUCAGUACUGCCAGUUCUUUGACUCUGUGAUGGUGAACGACGGGCUGCAAGACUCCUGUGUUCAGCUACUGAGGGCUGUGAGGAGGGCUCAGGAUGAGCCACAGUGGGUUCCUGCCAACUGGAUACGACCCACAGAGGAGUUUUGAUGAGGGGGAGGAGAGGACAUAAAAGGAUAACAAACAGAUGGAGGGCAGGGCAUCGUAAAAGAGGGAAUGGAGAACAACAUGGAUGAGGAGUGGCUGUAACCUUUGGCUGCUACUUCUGAACAUACCCGUUGCUCUCCAGUGGAAUUUGUUUUGGAUUGGAUUUAUUGUUUUGUUUAGUGGUGAGUUUGAGAGACUCAUACAGAUACUGUCCUUGUGUCUGCUUUAAUCUGUUGUUGAAUAAUUAGCAUAUUCAAGGCUAUGGAGCUGGGUUAAACCAAAAAUCAUGUGUCUGUUUUUUUCAAAAAUUGUGUGCGUAGUUGGAGAUCAUGUAUUGAUGUGCUACACAGGCAUGUUAUGAGAGGUUGUAGGUUAACCUCUCAUCUUUCGUUUACAAUUAGAGCAAAUAAUUGUCCAUGCUGAAUUUCUGUAUUUUCUUAAUGUUUUUAUUUUAUUUAAUAAAAAGAAUGUUAAUGCCAAAGAAUGUAAAUUCAAGUGCUCAAGAUUGGUACUAUGUUUCAGUAUGAAGGUGAGCAAGGAAGUGGUUGUGUGCUCACCAUUUGAACACAAUGUUUUCAUAAUACUGAAGGGUAAAAAACUGAAUACAAAACAUGAGCUGGCACACACCCAGAGUAACGGCGAAUAAACUAUAAAAAGUAAAUUCACCCUGAAGAAGGCACAGUGGU